GUGAGAGAUGUGAGGGAGAGGCAUAGGUGUUUAUCAUGCUGGCCGGAGAGUAGGCCUAUAUAAGGCAGCGCACUGUGUCUGUAGUCAGUGUUUCUCUGAGCUUACUGUAACAGCUCUUGGCAGGUUUUGUUUAAACUUUUUCAGUCAGCAUGCAGGAUCACAUUAUCUUUAACAGAUGGACAGUUCUAGCCUGUUGGUUGGUGUUACUGGUGCUUGUCCAGCAGGUGCUCUGCAGUCCUGUGCCACAACCGGACAAACCCGCAACAUCUGAAAAAGAAGUUCAAAGGUCACUUAAGAGAACAGCUCGAAUGACCCCAUUAUGGAGGAUCAUUGGAACUAAACCACAUGCAGCUUACUGCCAGAACAACUUUGAGUGCUCAACGGGAAUGUGCAGGAAAGGCCACUGUUCCUACAGCCAGCCGAUAAAUUCCUAAAAUGAAGACUCCCUCCUCCUUCUCUGAUCUAAAGUUUAAGAGGCUGACCUGACGCUCUACUACACCAUCAUGCAUGUAGGCUACCAAACAGAAUCAGAUGACAAGCAGUUGAUUCAAUGAGCAACUGGGCCAAAUGAAUGUGCAGUGCAGUUAAUCUUCAAUUAGCUUUAGACAUUUAGUCAAGCCUAUGGCUGAGUUUUCUAACACCACAAAGGAGGCAAUUGGUAAUGUUCUGAAGCACUUUCCAGUAUGGUGGAAAAUUGUGCUUAUCAUAAAAUGUUGACUCUCUUGAAAGUGCAAAGAAAAAUCGACAUAACAUGUGUAGUGGUAUUGCUAUACUGGAAGUAUUAGUAGUUAUAUUUGCAUGUUAUUUUUUUCAAAUGGAAUAAGAAUGUUCUAUUACAUGUAUCACACAGAUUUCAGGUGGUGCUAGGAAGUGAGUAAGCUAAGUUGUAAGUAAUGUAGAAUAUAAUUUUGGGCCAGUUUCUCUUAAAACCAAAUUAAGCUCUUAUUUUGGAUUGUCGAGUGACCCUAUAGUACUGAAAACUCAGGACUAAAUUUAGCCCCAACCUGGAAACUGGUCCAUAGUAUAAGAUCAUGUUACGUGGAAGAUAUAUAUGGAGUAGACAAAUGUAAUGCAUAAAGUACACAAAUGUCGUUGAACUAAAGUUAGCCCAUAGAAAAAAAGGACAGAGAAAGGUUGCAAAGGUUGCCCUUAUUGAUUGUGCCUACAUAUUAACCAUUUUCUUGAUCAUUUCCCUCUAUCUCUGUGUACUUACAGUGGUAGUAUUUAAUAUAAUGACAUGUCACUAUUUAUGUUGUUAUAUACUAAUGUUUUAUCGCUUUGACAGUCACCUCAUCUCAUUAAUCUAGACAUGGAUAUUCAACCGUCUUUAUCAAUUAUUUGAUUACUUAUUUAUUAUAUUCCUCUUUUAUUUUGUAUGUCUCAACAGCACGUAUAAAGCUAAUUUUAGAACUAGUAUUGAUUUAUAAGAUUUAUGUGUCUUGUUUUGUAUACUAUUCUACUGUAACGCUAUAAGAAACUAUAUAUUGUAUAAACUAAACUAUAUGUUAGGGUUUUAAAAUAAAAGAUUGUUCUGAAA
Triplophysa rosa is the source of this 1537-nucleotide messenger RNA. RefSeq names its product liver-expressed antimicrobial peptide 2 (gene leap2). The transcript is spliced from 3 exons. Lineage: Eukaryota; Metazoa; Chordata; Actinopteri; Cypriniformes; Nemacheilidae. Bases 150 to 434 code for a protein of 94 amino acids. The record is from RefSeq and is a predicted model, not a curated record. Gene Ontology annotation, biological process: defense response to bacterium; antimicrobial humoral immune response mediated by antimicrobial peptide.